AUGAAUUUUGAGAGAGGUGAUCAAAACCAUCUUCAUCAUCAUCAACAAAACCACCCUACUUCAUCACCACCACCUCAAGAUCAUCAUCAUCAUCACCAAGAAGAAAUAACAAAGACUACUUCACCUUUUUUGACAAAUAUCAUGGCUACUACAAACAAAGGCUAUUCAAACACUACAUCAACAAAUACUUUUUUAGACACACAACAACAACAUCAUCAUCAUAAUCAUCAUCAUCAACAACAAUUUCAAUUCAACCAACAUGAUCAAGAACAUCAUCACCAUGCUGACACUACCAAUCAAAUAUCGUUCGCUAUGAUCAAUAAUAAUUCGUUGCCUUCGUCAUCUAUCCGUCCCUCUACCAAUCACAACAAUAUCAUGAGAAAUGAUGGAGGUGGGCCUUAUGAUUUGGCUGAUUUAGAUCAAGCACUUUUUCUCUAUGGUGAAGGCCAAGCUUCUGCUUCUGAUCCUUCUUCAGUUUCUACUGUCCAAGAUCAUCAAAGACAGGCUUCAGCAUCUUCAGGAAUGAGACCUCCAACUCUAAACAUAUUCCCAUCACAACCGAUGCAUGUAGUAGACCCUUCAACCUCUACUACAAAGGCAACAACUGGAUUAAUUUCUCCAUCAAGCAGUGGUUCAAGAAGACCAUCUGAGGCCUCAAUGGACAACAUCUCCAACCCACAAAAGGAUGCUCUUCCAACUGCCCCUCAAUCCUCUAAAGCUAUCAAGCGUGAGGGAAAUAAGAAAGCGCCAACGACUAGUUCAGACCAAGGUCGACCCAAGACGCCAGAUCCUAAGACUUUGAGGAGGCUUGCUCAAAAUAGAGAGGCAGCAAGGAAAAGCAGGCUAAGAAAAAAGGCUUAUGUUCAGCAGUUAGAAUCAAGUAGAAUUAAGCUUACCCAAUUGGAACAAGAGUUGCAAAGAGCUAGAACUCAAGGCGUUUUUCUUGGUGGCGGCGGUAGUGGUGUUCUUGGAGCUGAUCAAGGUGUUCCUCUAGCAAUGAGUAACUUAAGCUCGGAUGCUGCAGUGUUCGACAUGGAGUAUGCAAGGUGGCUUGAGGACUACCAUCGUCAAAUGUGCGAACUUCAAGCAGCGGUACAAGAACACUUGCCAGAAAACGAGCUACGAAUCUAUGUCGACAAUUGUAUAGCACGUAUCGAUGAUGUAAUGAAUCUGAAGAGUAUUGUUGCAAAAUCUGAUGUUUUUCACAUCAUGUCGGGCACCUGGAAGACUCCUGCUGAGCGAUGCUUUAUGUGGAUUGGAGGGUUUCGACCAUCUGAGAUCAUCAAGAUAGUUCUUGGUCAAAUCGAGCCAUUAACGGAGCAACAACUAAUGGCAAUAUGUGAAGUACAACAAGCAACACAUGAGGCAGAAGAAGCCCUGACGCAUGGUCUCGACGCAAUGAACCAAUCUCUAUCCGACACCAUUGCUUCCGAUGCUCUUAGCUCCCCGACAAACAUGGCUAACUACAUGGGUCAAAUGGCUGCAGCCAUGAACAAGCUCUCCUCUCUCGAAAAUUUUGUACUACAGGCCGAUAAUUUGCGUCGCCAGACAAUCCAUCAUGUUCUUCAACUCCUAACGACGCGUCAAGCAGCCAGGAGUUUGCUAGCAGUUGCUGAGCACUUUCAUCGCCUACGCUCUCUCAGUACUCUUUGGUUGGCACGCCCUCGACAAGAUUAG
This is a messenger RNA of Erigeron canadensis, 1677 nucleotides long. Its product is annotated as bZIP transcription factor TGA10-like. The coding region runs from base 1 to 1677 and encodes 558 amino acids. The transcript is spliced from 11 exons. The record is from RefSeq and is a predicted model, not a curated record. Gene Ontology annotation, biological process: regulation of DNA-templated transcription; DNA-templated transcription. NCBI's taxonomy places the organism in Eukaryota, Viridiplantae, Streptophyta, Magnoliopsida, Asterales, Asteraceae. Gene Ontology annotation, molecular function: DNA-binding transcription factor activity; sequence-specific DNA binding.